Hypomesus transpacificus is the source of this 2257-nucleotide messenger RNA. RefSeq lists its product as uncharacterized. The transcript is spliced from 5 exons. Lineage: Eukaryota; Metazoa; Chordata; Actinopteri; Osmeriformes; Osmeridae. Gene Ontology annotation, molecular function: DNA binding; POU domain binding. Bases 216 to 1070 code for a protein of 284 amino acids. The record is from RefSeq and is a predicted model, not a curated record.
GUUACAGCUUCCUGGGAGGGCUGUGGAGGUGUCCGUCACACUGUUGAGGGUAUUAUGGUGUAGAGCACAGGGACGUAGACCAUCAGUGAAAGUAGGCAGGGCGCAGGCAUACAAGGAGCAUCCAGGUUAUGUUACUGUAGCUGGAGCCUGUGGCGCAUUAGUACAGGCCUUCAUCAGCGCUUCUGUCACCUCAGCUGGAUCCAGACUUCAUUGUGAUGGAAGCAGACUAUUCUAAGCGUGUGUACCAGGGUGUCCGAGUUAAGCACACAGUUAAAGACCUGCUGGCUGAAAAACGUUCCAGGCAACCUAAUGGACCACGAUAUAGUGGAGCAGCAGUGUCUCCCACAUCCUUUGUCCAGAUGCCAGGUUCUCACAUCAUGCCUGGGUAUUAUGGGAUGCGUCGUCCCUACAUCUCUGAGUCAGACUUCUGUCCCUCCUCCAAGCAGUUCUCCUCAGACAUGUAUUCCUCCUCCCUGGGGGUCAAGCCCCUGGGUUGUGACCCCUCUGGCAUGUCUGGCUACCCCCCCCUCAUGGACAGCUACUACCCAGAGACCUUCGGAGACUACCGCAGCGCUGCAGCCUUCUCUGGUGGUGGCACCAUCUUCCCCUCUUCUGCCCUCUCCUCCCUGCUCCCACCAUUUUCUGGAGAUUUCUCCCACUUCUUGUUGAGGGACUCCUGGGAGCAGACCGCAGCAGAGCCGGUUCCUCAAGGGGAGGGUUUGUGUGCUGAGGGUUUGUCCUCCGUUAGUGUCCCCACCUCCCUGCCCAGCCCUGACCCCCAAGGGAGCCCUUCCCAAUACCGGUCCCCUCAUCGUGGCUCUUUGCUGGGCCCCCCCGCCCAGCCCUACUCCCUCCACGCACUGGAGGACUCCCACUACCACCACACCUCCUACCCAGCCCCGUCCGCCUACCCCUGUUCCCCCUACAUAACUGCACCCAGUGACAUGGCUUCCAAGAUGCCCUCAGAGGAUCAAGACAGUACCAUGGCCCCUCAUGGCGACACUUCCUCCUGGUGUAAAGAGGACAGCAGCAGCCCCUGGUCCCCUUAUGAGCUGCGGAGGUCCUACUGAGCCUAAGGAGACUCUGCACUUGGAGGAACAGCACUCACUAGGAAACACAGGAAGAGAACCUAGCUGGAGAACACAGUUGGAGAGCACAGCCCAGGAAGAUAGUUCUGAUGACACUAGACCCUUAUAGGGUUCAGGAGGAUUCCUGUGUGAAAGGUGCAGACAGCUGUGGGAAAGAUUCAUAUUCCUGUUUGAACCUGUGUGUGUGUGUGUGUGUGUGUGUGUGUGUGUGUGUGUGUGUGUGUGUGUGUGUGUGUGUGUGUGUGUGUGUGUGAGUGUGUGUGUGUGUGUGUGUGUGUGUGUGUGUGGGAGUGUGUGUAAGUUAUAUUAAAAACUUAGAAAAAUAGGAAAUGUAAUUACCCAUAGAUGAUAAUCAAUAACCAAACAGAAUGGGAUGAAAUUUGAGGAUUCCUUUAUUAUUUGAUUGGAGAAUUACUGUAUAUAAAUGUUUUAAUUCUGUCUUGGAGAGUCUAGUUGUGUUUUGAUAUGAUAUGUGCUGACUUUCAUGACUGAGGAAACAUUUCAGGAAUACAAGCUUGGGGAAUAAAGAUGUAUUAUUACACAAAGGUUAUAAUAGGUAACAACCGUACACUGCAUGACUAAAUGUGAAACAUUAAAAAUAUCCAACAGCAGCACCCUCCCCAUUCUCUUCUCUGCAGUCGUCUCUUUUGAGAAUGUGCACAUUAUAGACAAUGACAAUAGAUGGCGCCAUUGUACCAAUUCACUUGGCUUCUCCCCUUCCUAAAACGUUUCAACUGCCAACGGAAAAUAUACGGCUCUGGAAAACAAUAGGAGACCACUGCAGCUUUUAUCUUUCCUUUUUUUUAAAGUUGAGAACGACAAUUUUGAGUGAAGAACAGAAGGGUAAAAUCUGCUGUGGCCUCUUAAAUGUUACCCUUCUGUUCCUCACUCAAAAUUGUCCUUCUCAACUUUUUUUAAAAGGAAAGAAAAAUUAUGUGAUAUAUAAUAUUAUAUGAUAACAUUAUGGCAUUUUGGCGCAAGGGCGUAGGUGAUACAGCGAGUGGGAUGCGAGAACUGAGUUAGCACUCAGUUACUCAGCAGUGACUUGUCUUUAGCACGCUGUCCUGAAUUAGGCUAUUUGACUGGGCUCGCUUAUCAUUGGAUAGAAGGGAGCGAAAUAGCCUUAUAUAGCAAUUAAGCUACGUAACGAAACGAAACUGAUAUAAAAA